GAGCCGAGCAAUCGCAUCCAUCCAUUCCAUCCGAACCUCCAAACCUGGAAACAUGCCAAAAGUACCCUCCUUUCGACGGCCGGCCACCAAAGACCAUACAGCUGGCCCUGAGUCUUUCGACGGCCUUGGAGGAGACCGGCUGCAGAAACUGACGCAAUUUCGAUUUCAACAGUCGCGUCCUGGUGCAUCCCCCCUUUGCCCUUCGAUGUGAUGGCAACCAAGGCCAAGUCUCGCUGGGCUGACGACGAAGCCGACGCAGCGCUGGAGGCGCAACGGAAAAAGGAGAAGGCGGAGAGAAAGCGCCUCAAAGCCGGGAAGGCGCGCAAGCUCGAGGCUGAGAGGCAAGCUCGGGAUGCCGCCCCACGAGAAGCAGAUAGCGCAGACGGACCCCCCGCGAAGCGGCGAAGAGUAUCACCAGAGCGCGAGGCAACACAACCCACUACAGGAUCCGACGGGCCCAGCGGUGUUCCUAAAUUGUUGCGUUUUGAGGGCGGCACAUUUGGCAGGUGUCGCAGCGUCGAGAACUACGACAAGCUCAACGACAUCGAGGAAGGCGCGUACGGUUGGGUGUCUCGGGCCAAGGAGAUCGUCACAGGGAAAGUGGUUGCGCUCAAGAGGCUCAAGAUUGACCCCAAAGAUCGCGGAGGGUUACCAAUCACUGGCCUGCGCGAGAUACAGAUCCUUAAGGACUGCGAUCACCGGAAUGUGGUCAAGCUCCAGGAGGUAGUCGUUGGUGAUGACACGAGCAGGAUUGAAAACAUCUUUCUCGUCCUCGAGUUCCUUGAGCAUGACCUCAAGUCCAUCCUCGAAGACAUGCCCGAGCCCUUCCUCACGUCCGAAGUCAAGACGCUGCUCCAACAACUUGCCUCGGGCAUCGCCUACCUGCACGACAACUGGAUCCUGCACCGCGACCUGAAGACGUCCAACCUCCUCCUCAACAACCGCGGCCAGCUCAAGAUAGCCGACUUCGGCAUGGCGCGCUACGUCGGCGACCCGCCACCCAACCUCACCCAGCUCGUCGUCACCCUCUGGUACCGCGCGCCCGAGCUCCUCCUCGGCGCCACGCGCUACGGCCGGGCCAUCGACAUGUGGAGCGUAGGCUGCAUCUUCGGCGAGCUGCUGACGCGCGAGCCGCUGCUGCAGGGCCGCAACGAGGUCGACGAGCUGACCAAGAUCUUUGAGCUGUGCGGCGUCCCGACCGAGGAGACGUGGCCGUCGUUCCGGCGGCUGCCCAAUGCGCGGAGCUUGCGGCUCCCGACGGGCAAGGCUGCCACAGGGUCCGCAAUCCGCGCCAGGUUUCCGCUGCUCACCUCGGCCGGCGUGGCGCUGCUCAACAGCCUGCUGGCGCUGGACCCGGAGAGGAGGCCGACGGCCAGGGAGAUGCUCGCGCACGAGUACUUCCGGCAAGACCCCAAGCCGAAGCAGGAAGCCAUGUUUCCUACGUUCCCAAGCAAGGCGGGUCAGGAGCGGAGGCGGAGGCGGGAGACGCCGAAUGCGCCCGCGCGGGGCCAGCAGGCCGCAGAUUUUGGCGCGGUGGAUUUUACAGGGAUAUUUUCUGGGAGGGAGAGGGAGGAAAGGGGAGGUGGGUUUUCGCUGCGGAUGGUGUAGUGCUCCUUCGUGCCGUCUUGGCAGACUGAGGUCGACGGGUGGCAGGUCGGUCACGAAGUCCAUGGCGAUGGUGUGGAAUGGCCUUGGCAUGAUCCGAAUGGGCUAAAAGCCCUCUCUCCCAAUGGAGGAUUCUGGUCGGUAGGUUUGUUCAAAACAGACCUUACGCCAUCUAACAAGAUAAGGUGACUCUCCAGGUCUUUAAGCUGAAAU
Parathielavia appendiculata is the source of this 1818-nucleotide messenger RNA. Its product is annotated as kinase-like protein. Lineage: Eukaryota; Fungi; Ascomycota; Sordariomycetes; Sordariales; Chaetomiaceae. Bases 211 to 1608 code for a protein of 465 amino acids. The transcript has 2 exons. The record is from RefSeq and is a predicted model, not a curated record. Gene Ontology annotation, cellular component: nucleus. Gene Ontology annotation, biological process: regulation of mitotic cell cycle; protein phosphorylation. Gene Ontology annotation, molecular function: ATP binding; protein serine/threonine kinase activity.